This is a messenger RNA of Larimichthys crocea (large yellow croaker), 734 nucleotides long. Its product is annotated as nuclear factor 1. Bases 3 to 734 code for a protein of 243 amino acids. Gene Ontology annotation, cellular component: nucleus. The record is from RefSeq and is a predicted model, not a curated record. Lineage: Eukaryota; Metazoa; Chordata; Actinopteri; Sciaenidae. Gene Ontology annotation, molecular function: DNA-binding transcription factor activity, RNA polymerase II-specific; RNA polymerase II cis-regulatory region sequence-specific DNA binding. Gene Ontology annotation, biological process: regulation of transcription by RNA polymerase II. The transcript has 4 exons.
UUAUGACCUACCAGUGUAAGACCCAUACAUCCUGCUAUAAGAAGCCAGUGGAUGAGUUCCACCCGUUCAUUGAGGCCCUGCUGCCCCAGGUCCGUGCCUUUGCCUACACAUGGUUCAACCUCCAGGCCAGGAAGAGGAAGUACUUCAAAAAACAUGAGAAAAGGAUGACUAAUGAAGAAGAAAGAGCUGUCAAAGAUGAACUACUUGGGGAGAAGGCAGAGGUGAAACAGAAGUGGGCAAGCCGUCUUUUGGCCAAGCUAAGAAAGGACAUUAGACCCGAAUGCAGAGAAGACUUUGUUCUGUCAAUCACUGGGAAGAAAGCUGCAUGCUGUGUCCUGUCAAACCCUGACCAGAAAGGCAAAAUGAGACGCAUAGACUGUCUCCGACAAGCUGACAAGGUCUGGAGGUUGGACCUGGUGAUGGUCAUCCUGUUUAAAGGAAUCCCAUUGGAAAGCACAGAUGGAGAGCGGCUGGUGAAAGGAGGCCAGUGCUCCAAUCCAGUCCUCUGUGUCCAGCCUCGACACAUCUCUGUCUCUGUCAAAGAGCUCGACCUCUACCUCGCUUACUAUGUACAAGAAAAAGGUAUGUACCAACACACACACUUUAAUGGAAACCCCACCAGGCCCGUUCGUGGCGCGUUGCGUGAGUGUCGUGUAUUUGGUCUGUCCUUCAAACCCUACUGGGAGCGUUUCAGAAGCGAGCGUUUAGUCGGACAGACUUUGAUUACUUGCUAA